Messenger RNA from Cuscuta campestris, 1891 nucleotides. NCBI's taxonomy places the organism in Eukaryota, Viridiplantae, Streptophyta, Magnoliopsida, Solanales, Convolvulaceae. The record is from the annotation of a GenBank genome assembly.
UAAUCCUCCACUCCACUCCACUCCAUUUCCUUACCUUUCUUUCUUUUUACACAUUAUAUAUCAUUUCAUCCCACCGGCACUAGCUCCGGCCGGCCAGUACUUCAUUUGUAGCAGAAAGCACAAAUAAAUAAGUUAUAUCAUGGUUUUUGGUGGUGUAGUGUGGGAUGCAAUUGUUGUUGUGCUGACAAAAAGGAAAUGCUCGUCUUUCAAAGGAACAAUGAUGGUGGUCGAAAUUCAAAUUCUCCUUUAUUUAGCUUAUUAACUAUGCAGUUUGUUACCUUUUUGAGCUUAGCUUGAUGGAGGAAAUGAUGAUGAAGAAUAACGGAAGUGGCCAGAUAUGUGUGUGGGCUAAAUUUAAAUUGUAAAAGUAGAUAGAUCAGAGAAGUUGGUCUGUUCAUGUUUCAGCAGAUAAAGGUGGAGUGGAUGGGGGAGAAGGAGAAGAGGGAGAAGAAGAGUUAUAAGGGCACAGUCUGGUUCUCACUGAGGAGAUCUAUGCAGUGUAAGUCAGAGCCAUCAGAAGUCCACAGCCCGAAGACGACUGGCAGCAAAAGCAGGAAACACCGCCACCUGAACGCGAUCACGACGAGGAGUAAAGAAGGGGUGAGGUCUGGGUGUUCGAGGUCGAUCUCGAACCUCAAAGACGUGGUCAUCCACGGGAGCAAGAGGCACUUGCAGGAGAAGGGCAGCGCCAUUAUCAGCUGCAGCCCGAGGUCGAUUGGGAGCAAUGAGCUACUCAACCCAAUCACCCACGAAGUCGUCCUGCGCAACAACUCCCGGUGCGAGCUCCGAAUCACCAGCUUUGGCGGCUUUCAUGAGGGUCUGCCCGGCUCCUUUGUGGGCACCCUAAGGCCGGGCACCCCUGGCCCCGUAGGGGACGGGGCCAGGGCAAGCUCUCCUCCUACCCUUAUUUCCAAUAGGAGGGGGAGGAGGACAAGUUUGGUUUUGGGGGAUUAUUAUAAUAGUAAAGAUGGCUUUGGUGGAUUUUGUUCAAAAGGAAAAGCGGCAGAUGGCUUUGGAUCUUCUUCUUCUUCAUCAUCGUCAGUUACAUGUCACAGGUGUGGAGAAGAAUUUGGGAAAUGGGAAGCUCUUGAAGUACAUCAUCUUUCCCAUCAUGCUGUGACAGAACUUACUGAAGGUGACUCGUCAAGGAAAAUAGUGGAGAUAAUAUGCCGGUCAAGCUGGCUAAAAUCCGAGAGCCGCCCACCCGGCGGCUGCAGCGGCGGCGGCCGGAUGAUCGACCGAGUUCUAAAGGUUCACAACACGCAGAAAACACUCGCCUGCUUCGAAGAGUACCGGGAAAUGGUGAAGGCCAAAGCAGGCAAGCUCCCCAAGAAACACCCCCGGUGCCUCGCGGACGGGAAUGAGCUCCUGAGGUUCCACGGCACCACCGUGUCGUGCCCGCUCGGCACCGGGGGGUCCCACAGCCUCUGCGCGUCCCAACGGUGCCGCGUCUGCCACCUCAUCCGUAACGGGUUUUCCAUGGAGAAGGAUCCCAAGAACGGGAUAGGCGUGUUUACCACCUCCACCAGCGGACGAGCCUUCGAAUCCAUUGAGCUCCAGCGCGCAGCUGGGGGCCACCACGACGACGACGACAAGCACCCCAUGCCGAGAAAAGCUCUGGUGGUGUGCAGAGUGAUAGCCGGCCGAGUGCAUAGGCCUCUGGAGAAUGUACAAGAAAUGGCUGGACAGACUGGGUUCGACUCCCUGGCUGGGAAAGUUGGACUCUAUUCCAACAUAGAGGAGCUUUAUUUGCUUAACCCCAGAGCUCUGCUUCCAUGUUUUGUAGUCAUCUGCAAAUCCUAGAAUAUGAUCAGAUAAUAUUACCUGCUUAAUUUUUUUAGCUUAACUAGUAGUACGUGCAGUGUGACCUUCGGUGGGGGUUUGUGUAUCU